Messenger RNA from Octopus sinensis (East Asian common octopus), 1087 nucleotides. Its product is annotated as histone H3.v1. The transcript has 5 exons. Bases 429 to 836 code for a protein of 135 amino acids. The record is from RefSeq and is a predicted model, not a curated record. Lineage: Eukaryota; Metazoa; Mollusca; Cephalopoda; Octopoda; Octopodidae.
UUUUUUUGAAACAAGUGGAACAUGGCUGGACAAGAAGGUAAAAUUACUUAUGUGAAUAACGAUGAUACUGAUUGUAUUAAGAAAAUCAAAGAAAAGACUGGUAUUACGGCGGGACCAGACGCUAAAGUCAAGAAAUUUACAUGAUGAGGAUCAAUAAGUUAUCAAUGAUUACAUGAAGGGGUCAAUGAUGUAAGAAGUUUGCUGACCCCUGCUCUAGAUGGUUACAUAUUUGACUCAAUCCUUGAAACAAUGCAGUUCUUUUCUAAAUUUUUAACCAAUAGCCGAUGUUGUACUUUGGUAAUUUAAUAACAUCCAAAGCAAUGGGAGACAAGUCAUCCUCUUAUAGAAGUUUUUACCUGAGUCCGAAUUCUGUGAUUAAGGGUUUGCAGAACCAAUGUGAAGAGUAAAGGGCUCAGAAUGGAGCCUUAAUGAAUAUCUACUACCACCUCAAAUUCUUCACUGGUGACAGGAAAGAAGACUCUGGUGACAAGGAAGUGAAAACAGAUGACCAGUCGAAAAAAGAUGAAGCUAACAAAACAAAAGACAAAAAUGAUGAUUUGGUUGGAGAGGACAAAAUGUUUAAGAAACCAACUAAGCGUCUUGGAGACACUCCACUCGACUUGACUGUGUCCACGUCGAAAAAGAAGAAAGACGAUGGCUUGCAGAACAGCACGGACAUGCAGAAUUCCAAUCUAAUGUACAAUGAAGAGGAUGAGGAUGAAGACGAAGAGGAAGACGAAGACGAAGAUGAGGAUGAAGAAGACGAAGAAGAUGAAGAGGAUGAUGAGGAAGAAGACGAGGAGGAUGAAGAGGAGGAGGCAGAGGAAGAGACUUAAAAUCCUUCUGGUUGCUUAUUUUAGUUGAACUGUCCCAGUUGUGCCUAUAAUAAUAACGAUAAUAAUAAUUUUAAUUGAUAAUUAUAAUGAUAACAGUAAUGAUAAUUAUAAUAAUAAUAACGAUAACAGUAAUAAUAUUAAUAAUAAUAGUUAUAAUGAUAAGUUCUAAAGUGGUCAGUGGUAUUGCUGCAAGCUGCUGACUGUUAUUGGAGAAGCAGGACUUCUAUGCUGGAGCUAACUGGUAGCAGCAG